Rhinolophus ferrumequinum (greater horseshoe bat) is the source of this 2200-nucleotide messenger RNA. It is a transcript of the gene LDLRAD3, whose product is annotated as low density lipoprotein receptor class A domain containing 3. Gene Ontology annotation, cellular component: plasma membrane. The record is from RefSeq and is a predicted model, not a curated record. The transcript is spliced from 6 exons. Gene Ontology annotation, molecular function: protein binding. Lineage: Eukaryota; Metazoa; Chordata; Mammalia; Chiroptera; Rhinolophidae. Gene Ontology annotation, biological process: receptor-mediated endocytosis. Bases 233 to 1165 code for a protein of 310 amino acids.
UUCGAGACGCAGCAUCAGGAGGAAUGAUGGCCUCCCGUGUCCGUCCGGCUCCUGAGCUGCGGACCUUGGACCUUGCACCAGCUACAUCCUGACGGCUGUGCAAAUCCCCACAACGUGCCUGGCGCUCCAACACCAUUUUCCUCAUGAAAUUCAGUGAAGCGUAACUCAAAAAUAGAGCCAGCUGCUCCCGGGGAACAACUUCACCAACGAGUGCAACAUUCCGGGUAACUUCAUGUGCAGCAACGGGCGGUGCAUCCCGGGCGCCUGGCAGUGUGAUGGGCUGCCCGACUGCUUCGACAAGAGUGACGAGAAGGAGUGCCCCAAAGCUAAGUCAAAAUGCGGCCCGACGUUCUUCCCCUGUGCCAGCGGCAUCCACUGCAUUAUUGGCCGCUUCCGGUGUAAUGGCUUUGAGGACUGUCCCGACGGCAGCGACGAAGAGAACUGUACAGCAAACCCUCUGCUUUGCUCCACCGCCCGCUACCACUGCAAGAACGGUCUCUGUAUUGACAAGAGCUUCAUUUGCGAUGGGCAAAAUAACUGUCAAGACAACAGCGACGAGGAAAGCUGUGAAAGUUCUCAAGAACCAGGCAGCGGGCAGGUGUUCGUGACUUCGGAGAACCAGCUCGUGUACUACCCCAGCAUCACCUACGCCAUCAUUGGCAGUUCCGUCAUCUUCGUGCUGGUGGUGGCGCUGCUGGCGCUGGUCUUGCACCACCAGCGGAAGCGGAACAACCUCAUGACGCUGCCGGUGCACCGGCUGCAGCACCCGGUGCUGCUCUCCCGCCUGGUGGUCCUGGACCACCCCCACCACUGCAACGUCACGUACAACGUCAACAACGGCAUCCAGUAUGUGGCCAGCCAGGCCGAGCAGAACGCGUCGGAAGUGGGCUCCCCGCCCUCCUACUCAGAGGCCCUGCUGGACCAGAGACCCGCAUGGUACGACCUUCCUCCGCCACCCUACUCUUCCGACACCGAGUCACUGAACCAAGCCGACCUGCCCCCUUACCGCUCCCGCUCCGGAAGUGCCGACAGUGCCAGUUCGCAGGCAGCCAGCAGCCUUCUGAGCGUGGAAGACACCGGCCACAGCCCGGGGCAGCCUGGCCCUCAGGAGGGCCCCCCCGAGCCCAGGGACUCUGUGCCCAGCCAGGGCGCUGAAGAAGUUUAAAAUCCAGUUAUUCCAAAGUCCAUAUGGGUUAAUCUGCUCCGACUUGUUCCCAUCCUAACAACUUGCGCUCAUGGGACGCUCCUCAGGGUGCCUCAAGGAGUGACGUGGGGUGUCAGCUCUCUCUCCAUUCCCCUCCUCCCCCAGAUUUCAGGGAUGUUUUUUCAAGGGCAUCCUGGCAUUUUUCUGGCCUCUCAGUUGACAUGAUGUAUAUUGUGCAUCUUUUCUGAGCGGUUUCUCUUCCAUCGGGACCCAGGCUCACAGCGUGACUCUUUAGGUCAUUCUUCUGUUCCUGUUGGAAUCUUGCUGAGUAGGGGAUUUAAAGUGGGAUUUAAGCAGUCCUGGAGAAAGCCUUGUUUCUGUGCCGUGCUGGAUGUUCAGCAGGGCAGAAGACACUGGACCACAUUGUCAGUGGGCUGCCAUCUUACAGCUCUAUUUGGAGAUUUGGGUUGCAUGAUCCUACUAGGAGGCCCUCAUCAUUGGAUGGCCGCCCUGGAAAGAAGCCAGGCGAGCAUCAAAACCUCGCCCUACUUAUGAUCUUACCCGUUGCUCAGCGGAAGCAGUGGCCAAAGAAAACUUUUCACAUGAGUAAUACCCUUCAGUCAUCGAUCGGCAUUGUCAUUUUGGUUUUGUGAAUGACCCUGAAACUAUCUAUUCUGGAUAGCUUCUGGCUUUAAAAUUUUUCCCGAGAAUCCUCAUUUUGAGAGCUUUUCACCUGUAGCAAAUACAAUCAGCCUCAUCCCAGAAUAAGCAGGAAGUGCCUGCCAGGAGUUUAUCCAAGUUCUCAGCUCCUGAAAUGCAGGCUGCCAAGAGCCUAGGCCUGCUUUGGUGUAAGUCCCUUCCCUGGAUUCUGGAGUGUCGGCCUCCCAGCUGUGACCUGCCUGUAGCCAAGGGAUGGGCAGCCAACUGGAGUUGUCCUACCGUGUUUCCCCGAAAAUAAGACCGCGUCUUAUAUUAAUUUCUGCUCCAAAAGACACAUUAGGGCGUAUUUUCAGGGGGUGUCUUAUUUUUUUCAACAACAUACAUUUAUUUUUUCAA